AUGCACUAUCGCUACGGUGUGUCACAGAUGCAAGGGAGACGACCAUAUAUGGAGGAUCGUUUCACAGCUCUAGCAGAUCUUAAUGGUGAUUCGAAACAAAGUUUCUAUGGUAUAUUUGACGGUCAUGGAGGCGAUGGUGCAGCGAAUUAUUGUGUGCAGGCCAUGUGUCAAAAUGUGAUUCGAGAGCCGUCUAUUUUGAAAGAACCGAUCGAAGCGCUAAAGAAUGGAUUCCUUCGCACGGAUCAAGAGUAUUUGCAAAUAGCUAAUCGCAAAAAUACCGAGGACGGAACAACAGCAGUUGUAGUACUUACGCAGGGUGACGAGAUAUUCGUGGCUCACACCGGCGACUCGCGAGCAGUGUUAGUGCAUCGUAGUGGUAAUGUCUCCGUAUUGACAUCCGAUCACAAGCCCAACCGGCCGGACGAGCGCCGUCGGAUCCAAGACCUGGGUGGAUCGGUCGUUUUUUGGGGUGUGUGGCGCGUAGAAGGCAUCCUUGCUGUGUCUCGUGCUAUCGGCGAUCGUAUGCUUAAACCGUUUGUAGUGGCUGAACCCGAAGUAAAAAAAUUCACGAGAACAGACUUGGACCGCUACGUUGUUCUUGCUAGUGACGGGGUUUGGGACACGAUAUCGAAUGAUGACGCCGCACAGUUGGUGCUUAAAUACAAAGAUCCACAGACUGCUGCGCAACGGAUUAUGGAGGAGGCUUAUGCACGAGGCAGUAUGGAUAACAUAUGUGCUAUGGUCAUUGACUUGAGAGAGGAAAUGAACGAGUGCGUACCAAGAGACGUAUAA
Molecule: messenger RNA, 792 nt
Organism: Plasmopara halstedii
Lineage: Eukaryota; Oomycota; Peronosporomycetes; Peronosporales; Peronosporaceae
Product: protein phosphatase
Exons: 4
Coding region: 1-792 (263 amino acids)
Biological process (GO): protein dephosphorylation
Molecular function (GO): protein serine/threonine phosphatase activity; cation binding
Source: RefSeq, a predicted model, not a curated record